CCUGCUUCUGCUCUGAGAACCUGUACGUGGCGCGCUACGGGCUGCACGUGCGCUUCCGGGACGAGGCGCAGUUGCGCCGCGACUACGGCCCGAUCCUGCGCAGCAGAGGCUGUGUCGACCCCAAGGACUUUGAGGAGCUGUUAGAAGAGGUAACAGCCCCCUGGGCAUGCAGGCCGCGGUUCCCUUUCCGUUUGGGCAGCUGGAGGGGUCUCUCAGGGCUGUCAGCCCCAGACACCCCAUCACCACAGCACCUGGGUCCUAACACCAGAAAAGGAGGAGUUGGGGAAUUCCAAGCCGUCCACGUCACACCCUUCUCAACUGCCGACAGCUCUGUCCAGCUAUCCCCCCACCCAUCUGACAGGAGAAACAGAAAACUUAGGCUCAAAGACAGCAGUCACCUGUCACCCGUUUCAUAGCGGGUGAAGAUGGGGUCCCGCCCGGGGCCAGCAGCUGGCCUCCCCCAUUUCCCCCAAGAACUACCGUUCCUUCUUUCCCACCCCCUCCUUUGCCUGGAGGGUCAGUUGUGGAAGCUUCCCAGGAGACCCUCUGCAGUCUGCAACCCAAGACCCGGCUGGCCCUGUGUUCCCCUCCCCUGCACUGAGGGGCUCUCCUGCCAGCCCAGCAUACGGUGGUGCAGAGCAGAAGGAAUCCCCUUCAGCUGCCCACUGACCCAGGUGGGGUCAGGAGUGGAGGGAGGCUUGGCUCCAGCCUGGGCCUGCUUCCUCAUCUGUACUGUGGCUUUUGGGGGUAGUGGCUCCAUCCCAGUGACCUAGCCCUGUGCCACCUAGCUUCAGCAGGAGGUGGAGCGGCGGCAGCGGCUGGGGCAGGAGUCUGCUGCCAGGAAAGCUCUCAUCGCCAGCUCCUACCGCCCAGUGAGGCCCGACAUAUACAGCUCGCUGCAGGAUGUAGCUCUGGCCCCCGAGUUUCUGGAUGCAACUGAGUAUAGCACAUCACCAGGUGCAGACCUGAGUGGCCUUCUUCAGCGGCUGGAGACAGUGUCGGAUGAGGAAACCGAGGCCGAGGGAAGUGAGAAGAUGUACCCAGGCUAAUGCCACCCCCCAGAGAACUGAAGUCCAGCCUGGAAGACACCAUGCUGGAGCUCUGGGUAGACAGACUGCCCUUCCCUCUGCAGAGGAGAAGCGCAUCUACCGGCUGCCGGUGUUCACAGUGCCCUUCUGCCAGGCUCUGCUGGAGGAGCUGGAGAACUUCGAGCGAUCGGACCUGCCGAAGGGGAGACCCAACACCAUGAACAACUAUGGGGUGCUGCUUCACGAGCUGGGCUUAGAUGAGCCACUAGUGACACCGCUGAGGGAGCGCUUCCUGCAGCCGCUGCUGGCCCUGCUGUACCCCGAGUGGGGGGGGGCAAGGCUCGACAGUCACCGCGCCUUUGUGGUCAAGUAUGCUCCUGGUGAGGACCGAGAGCUGGGCUGCCACUACGACAAUGCCGAGCUCACCCUCAACGUGGCCCUGGGCAAGACAUUCACAGGGGGUGCCCUGUACUUUGGGGGACUCUUCCAGGCCCCAUCAGCCCUGGCCAGGCCCCUGGAGGUGGAACACGUGGUGGGCCAGGGGGUCCUGCACCGGGGCGGCCAGCUGCAUGGGGCGCGGGCCCUGGGCAGCGGCGAGCGCUGGAACCUUGUGGUCUGGCUUCGUGCCUCAACUGUGCGCAACCACCUGUGCCCCAUGUGCCUCCGAGAGCCGGAGCUGGUGGAGGACGCGGGCUUUGGAGACGGCUUCACCCGCGAGGAGCCCGACACUGUGGACGUGUGUGCACUGACCUGAGCCAGGCAGCACGGCGACGUGACACCUGGGGCCAGCAGGGCAGGAAAUAAAAGCCCCCGCAGAUCCGGGUACUUCUUGGGUCAAAAGGACA
Molecule: messenger RNA, 1873 nt
Organism: Erinaceus europaeus (western European hedgehog)
Lineage: Eukaryota; Metazoa; Chordata; Mammalia; Eulipotyphla; Erinaceidae
Gene: OGFOD2
Product: 2-oxoglutarate and iron dependent oxygenase domain containing 2
Exons: 6
Coding region: 1003-1782 (259 amino acids)
Molecular function (GO): L-ascorbic acid binding; oxidoreductase activity, acting on paired donors, with incorporation or reduction of molecular oxygen; iron ion binding
Source: RefSeq, a predicted model, not a curated record